AUGAGCUUAUCUCUGAGUCUGUGGAGGAGAAAGCAGGUGUGGAUACAAUGGAAUCAGUCCUUAGGGAUCUGGACGAUUGGAGUGAUGAUGAUGAGCAUGAGGAAGAAUCUGUGGAGAAGGUAUCAGAAAUCAAGGCUCGCUACUAUGAGGAGCUGGGCACUAGUGCGACAAAACCAGUAUCAUCUUUGACACAGUCCCCGGUGCUAGAACUUAAACCAUUGCCUAGCCAUUUAAAAUAUGCCUAUCUUGGAAUAGAUGAUACUUUGCCAAUAAUUAUCUCUUCUUCCUUGACAGGUGAUCAGGAGCAACAGCUCCUAAGCGUGCUGAGAGAGCACAAGGAGGCAAUAGGAUGGACUAUUGCAGAUAUCAAAGGGAUCAGCCCUUUGAUUUGCACUCACAGGAUAAUGUUGGAAGCUGAGUGCAAACCCAUAGUGCAACCACAGAGGCGACUUAACCCAACUCUCAAAGAGGUAGUGAAGAAAGAAGUGCUUAAACUGUUGGAUGCAGGUAUUAUCUAUCCUAUCUCAGAUAGUAAAUGGGUUAGUCCUGUUCAAGUAGUGCCCAAAAAGGGUGGUAUGACUGUGGUUAAAAAUGAGGUCAAUAAAUUAAUCCCGACUCGUACUGUGACUGGGUGGAGAGUUUGUAUAGAUUACAGGAAACUAAAUGAUGCUACCCGUAAAGACCAUUUCCCCCUCCCCUUCAUUGAUCAGAUGCUAGAAAAACUUGCAGGGCAUGAUUAUUAUUGUUUUCUAGAUGGUUAUUCUGGUUACAAUCAGAUUCAUAUAGCACCCGAGGACCAGGAGAAAACCACAUUUACUUGUCCUUAUGGCACUUUUGCCUUUAGGAGAAUGCCUUUCGGUCUCUGUAAUGCACCUGCCACUUUCCAGAGGUGCAUGAUGUCUAUAUUUUCUGACAUGUUAGAGAAUUUUAUUGAAAUAUUUAUGGAUGAUUUCUCUGUUUUUGGGAAGUCAUUUGAAUCUUGUCUGACAAAUUUAGGCUGUGUGCUUAAAAGAUGUAAGGAGACUAAUCUGCUUCUGAACUGGGAGAAAUGUCAUUUUAUGGUAAGAGAGGGUAUAGUCUUAGGUCACAAGGUGUCAAAGAAAGGGAUUGAAGUUGAUCGAGCAAAAGUGGAGAUAAUAGAGAAGUUGCCACCACCCACUUCAACAAAAGGAGUAAGGAGCUUCUUAGGACAUGCUGGCUUCUACAGGAGAUUUAUCAAGGACUUUUCUAAAAUCUCUAGACCUCUUUGUAAUUUACUUGAAAAAGAUUCUGCUUUUGUUUUUAAUGACAAUUGUUUGCAGGCAUUCAAUUUAUUGAAGGAGAAACUCACUUCUGCACCAGUGAUCGUUGCACCUAAUUGGGAGCUUCCGUUUGAGCUGAUGUGUGAUGCCAGCGACUAUGCUGUAGGAGCAGUACUUGGGCAAAGGAGAGGUAAGGUAUUUCAUGCAAUAUACUAUGCUAGUAGAACUUUAAAUGAGGCCCAAAAGAACUAUGCCACAACUGAAAAGGAGCUUUUAGCAGUCAUAUUUGCAUGUGACAAGUUUCGGCCUUAUCUGAUAGGUUCUAAGAUCAUAGUAUACACAGACCAUGCUGCCCUGAAAUAUUUGUUUGCCAAAGCUGAUGCUAAACCUAGGCUAAUUCGUUGGAUUCUACUGCUACAAGAAUUUGACCUGGAAAUUAGAGACACAAAGGGAACUGAAAAUGUAGUAGCUGAUCACUUAUCCCGUUUGGAAUCUGAUUGUUUAGAUUCACCCAUUAAUGAAAAGUUCCCUGAUGAACAAUUGCAUGUAGCAGAAAUCCAAGGAUUACCUUGGUAUGCUGAUAUAGUCAAUUACAUGGUUAGCAACAUCACACCAUAUGGUUUGUCAUCUCAACAGAAAAAGAAAUUUUUGCAUGAUGUGAAAUACUAUUUUUGGGAUGAACCAUAUCUGUUUAAAUAUUGUGCUGACCAAGUAAUUAGACGCUGUGUGCCUGAAACUGAGACUUGUGGACAGGUUGAGGUGUCCAAUAGGGAAAUAAAGCGUAUCUUAGAGAAAACAGUCAAUGCAUCUAGGAAAGAUUGGUCUUUAAAACUUGAUGAUGCAUUGUGGGCUUACAGGACAGCUUUCAAAACCCCCAUAGGAAUGUCCCCAUACAAGAUUGUUUAUGGUAAAUCAUGUCACCUACCAGUAGAGCUUGAGCACAAAGCAUAUUGGGCCAUAAAAUACCUUAACUUUGAUUUACAAGCUGCAGGUGAAAAGAGAUUGCUCCAAUUGAAUCAGAUGGCUGAGAUGAGAGAGGAAGCAUAUGAAAAUGCUAGGAUAUACAAGGAGCGAGCUAAGCGAUGGCAUGAUAGGAACAUCCUAAAGCGAGAGUUUUUGCCUGGUCAGAAAGUCCUAUUAUACAACUCUCGCUUGAAGUUGUUCCCAGGUAAGUUAAAAUCUCGAUGGUCUGGACCAUUUGUUAUUUCUAAUGUUUUUCCCUAUGGUGCAGUUGAGCUGAAGUCAGAAGAUGACCGCACUUUUAAAGUAAACGGUCAUCUUCUCAAGCAUUACUUUGAAGGGGAAAAUAUUGAUGGUGAUGCCACUACGGUGGAUCUAGCAAAUUCGGUUGAAGAAUUGGAAAAGUCGAACUAGCGACUAUAAACUAAGUGCUUCAUGGGAGGCAGCCCAU
Messenger RNA from Punica granatum (pomegranate), 2652 nucleotides. The record is from RefSeq and is a predicted model, not a curated record. NCBI's taxonomy places the organism in Eukaryota, Viridiplantae, Streptophyta, Magnoliopsida, Myrtales, Lythraceae.